This is a messenger RNA of Drosophila busckii, 3174 nucleotides long. RefSeq names its product AF4/FMR2 family member 4. The transcript has 4 exons. Bases 31 to 2748 code for a protein of 905 amino acids. The record is from RefSeq and is a predicted model, not a curated record. NCBI's taxonomy places the organism in Eukaryota, Metazoa, Arthropoda, Insecta, Diptera, Drosophilidae.
CAGUUGAGCAGGUGAUAAGGCCACGUCGCCAUGUUGCCGCAAGCGGAGCUAGAGAAUUACAAGCUGCAGGUGGAGCUGCUGCAGGAGAAGCUGCAACGCAGCGAGGACAAUCGCCAGCAGCUGGAGCACAAGCUGGACAAAGUAUUGCAAAAGCGCAGUGAGCUCGACAAAUGCGCGCGUCACAAGACCCGCCAGCAGUACCAGGCGUUUCUCGAGGACCAGACAAAGCGCAACGAGCGCAACAAAAAGCUGGUGCAAGUGCUGGAGCGCAUUGAUGACCAAACGGCUGCCAUGUCACAGCGCAGCGAGCGACUUAAAAUGAUGAAGCUGCAAUACCAAAUGUACUUUGCUAAAUUGGUGCAGAGCCAGACGCUGCGCCGCAUACAACAAACAGCAACGCCAGCUGCCAAUAUUGUGUUGCUGCCGCCGCCGCCGCCGCCUACAGCUACGCAGGUAAAUGCAACACCAACAGCAGCAGCACCACUCGCAACAGCAUUGCCGAAUGCAGCAGAUCAGGUGACGGCACAAACUCUGCUGGCAGCGCCACAGCCACAGCAAUGGGCUUACGCCAUGACCACGCCCACACCCACACAUGCUGGCAUGUUAUUAGCGCCCGCUCCAGCAACUGCUGCCGCCGUCUAUAUGCCCAUGGCAAUGCCCAUGCACUAUAGUCUACCUGGACAGCAAUCCCAACCACUGGCCACCUCCAAUCUAUUCGAUUUGCGCGCCACAUUGCGCGCUUUGGACAAUGAGAGCGUCGAUUUGCCGGAGCGCAUGACGCACUUUGAUGCGGCAGCAUUGGCAGCUGAAUAUCAAAAAAUCAGUCAUGCUCGUGCAGCAGCAGCAACACCAACACCUACACCAACAGCAACAACAGUAACAACAGCUAGCAGCUCGAGCAGGGAUAAGGAUGCACGCGAACUGGGCAGCAUAUACUCUACGCAGGCAAGCUCCUCCUCAUUGGCAUUUGAUAAAUUGCCCAAGAUGGCGACGCUGACAGAGCUGCCGACAGCUGUCGCUAGCUACGAUGACGUUGGCGGCCAACCGCAAAUGGCAGCAGAGCAGCAGCAGCAGCAGCAGCCGCCAAUAUGGGCGCCAAAUUCGCGCGUGACUAAAGGCGAGCAUGAAAAAUCGCCAAAUGUUGCUGCUCAUUAUGAGCCAGGCCAGCAUCAGCAGCAGCAGCAGCAGCAACGCAAUUUCGAAGCAUACUUUGGUGAGCUGAAAAUCGAUGAGCCCUGGCAGCCGCCAGCAACAACAACAACAAUAACAACAGCAGCUAGACCCAGAGAAGACAAACUAGAGCUGAACGUGCGUGCUGGCGAACCGAGAGCAGGUGGAUCAAUGGCAAUGGGUGGUGGGCUUGCCGCUGCUAUCAGCAACGAUUUGCUUGACGAAGUCAAAGCGAGCCGUGCAGCUCUGGAGGCGGCGGCGGCUGCGGUUGAUGAGCAGCUAGCGAGAGGUAAUCAAUUGUCGCCAACAGCAGCCAAUGAGCCACACUCUAAGCCCAGAGUGUCGAUUGAGAAUAUUGAAAAUGCCAUUUACGGCGAACGCCUGACAGCAGCAGCAGCAGCAGCAGCAGCAGCGGCAACAGCAACAACAUCAGCUGCUGCUGCCGUCGCUGCUGCUGCAGCAAUGCCAACGCAAGGAUUAUUUGAAAAUUUGGCAAGCAACGCACCGCAGCAGCAGCAACUACAGCAACAUCAUGUGGGUGAGGUGCAGCAAGUAAUUGAUCCAUUGCCGGAACAACAGCAGCAGUCCCAAAUCGAUUACGCGCAGUAUGAUGCCCAUGGCUAUGGGGAGUCGGCUGAGCCCACUUACGCCAGCAUCGAGUCGAGUCAGCAGCAACAGUUGCAGCCACAGCUGCAGCAGCAGCAGCCAAGCGAUACAGUCGAGCCGCUUUACAGCGAAAUCGGAAAUCCCACAGACUAUCAGCAAUAUGCAGCGACGGAUGCCAAUGCAGCAGCUGAGGUUGAGGCCGCUGCAGCUGCUGCUGCUGCUGCACAGCAGGAGUAUUCGAAUAUUGAUUAUGGCAACUAUGAUGCCGCACAAUAUGCAGCAGCUGGCUAUGAUCCGAAUGCCUAUCCGGGCUACAUUUACGACGAGACCACUGGCCAGUACAUUGCCGAUCCCAAUGCGCCGCCAUAUGCCGCCGAUGGCAGCUACGCGGGGCAGGAGUACGAUGCGGGCGCUACAAAUUAUGACUACUAUGCUGAGCAGUCACAACAGCAGCAGCAGCAGCAACUAGAGCAACAGGAACAGCAGGAACAACAGGAAGCUGCCUAUCCAAUGGCUGACAACAACAACAGCAGCAGCCAAGCAGCCGAUUUGUUGCUGCCACAGGAAGUGGGAGUAUCCCCAGAGUUGGCUGCCGCUGAUGCCAAAAGCGAAGCCACGCACUCAGCAGUAGCAGCAGCAGCAGCAGCAGCAGCGAAACCUGUCAAACCCACAUCGAUACUUGCGACGACAGACAAACAAGCGGCGCCUAAUGAUGCACAGCAACAGCAGCAGCCACAGCAGCAGCAGCAGCAGCAACAGCAAAAGAAGAAGAAGCGCGUUAAUUUUGUUGACAGCAGCGAAACGGAUGAUAGCUCAAGCGCGAAACCAGUCCCGGACGUAAACUCACCCGCAACAGCAGCCGCUGCCGCUCCCAGCGCCGCUGCCGGCGCCGCCGCUACUUUCGCAGCUCCUGGGGCAACUGGCAGCGAGAGUGAUUUCGAUUUUUCCACAGGCAGCGAGGCGAAGAAUUAGAACAACAGCCAAAACAUUUCAAUUCUAAUUUGCAGCCAUUUGGGUUAACCAAUCGAGCAUUCGAGCAUUCGACCAUUCGUUGUGACCGCUUUCAAUUUAUUGUCCCCUCUUUGCACACACUUUUCGCAUUCUGUUUGUGCGACAUUUGUCAGCUUUUAUGUAUGCACACACACACACAGAUACACAGAGACACACACGCAUACAAAUAAUGUCAAUGCGGAAACGGAAGCACACAAAUUGUUGCAUUUCCGGCUGUACCAGCUACAGCAGAGAUCUGAGCAAGUCGUAAUUGUUAAUGUGCAUAGUCAGUUAAGCUGUGCAGCGCUUUGCAUGUACAAAGCACUGUUCAGCUGAAUUUUUAAAUGAAAUAUGCAUUAGCUAAUGCAGCAGCCCGCCCUGCGUAUACUUAUUGUAAAGCAAACACAA